AUGCUCGACGGCCUCCAAACCAUGCUCACAACCUUGCUGGAGCGCUGUGGGUCAGAUGCUAAUGCCUGUCCGGUCAUCCAAGAGCUGGACGUCUCACAAAACAGGCUGACACUUGAGCAAUUCGAGACCCUCUUCGUUUCUAUGGGUGUCGCUGGCGCGAAGGUGAUCCGAUACCGAAUGUUCGGAUGUCCGACGCUGGAUGACCAGGUACUGCAGUCGCUGGCAAACUUUCUCUCUGGGCAAAUGACUGCGGAUACAGCGCCGUGGGAGCUGCACCUGUCAGAUUGCGCCAUCACUACUGACGGUUUUCUGGCGCUGAUGGAUGCCAUCGAGACGAGCGAUCUGUAUCCUCGUCCCAGUCCACAAAAUCCGGCGAAAGGCAUUCCGUUGUAUCUCCGCUUAGAGAACAACUACAUUGCCGAGGAUGCAAUUCAGCAAAAGGUGGAUGCAGGGCUCAUCCAGACCUUCACAAAGCAGAUGGGUCCGCAGAUGUCUUUUGCAGGGGGUCCCAAAGUGAACCUUCUUGCCCGUGGCGAUGGGAAGUGCCAGCAACUCGUGAAAAGCGCCUUGACAGAAAAGACGCAGACCCAGGUGCCGGCCCGGCCGGCUCCAGCCGCCUCGCCCGUCAAGCAGGUGCCACCUCGAAAUGCCACCACCGCGCCUCUCAAGCAGGUGGUUUCCGUGCCUGCCAGGGAAUUCGUGCAGUUUGGCCGGGCCGUGGCAGCGGCGCAGCGAGCACCGAGUGGAACUCCUGCACCAGCUCUCGGUGUGACGAGGACGCUGGCGCAGCCUGGGCUGAGGGCAGUGGCUCCAAAGGCUCCGGGGGCCCACGCGGAACUUCCGCGGAGUGGUGGCACUCUGCAGACGGUGGCACCGUCGAACGGGCCACGGCCAAGCGUGGCCAAAGCACGGCCGAAGCCCCAACUGGCGCAAAAAAGCGUCUCUGUGCCGACGGCCGGAUCCAAGGGAGCUGCAACAGUGAGGCUCGACCGCUGUGUGGUUGCAGUGCUGUAG
Messenger RNA from Symbiodinium sp. CCMP2592, 1014 nucleotides. Lineage: Eukaryota; Dinophyceae; Suessiales; Symbiodiniaceae. The record is from the annotation of a GenBank genome assembly.